This is a messenger RNA of Plasmodium gallinaceum, 987 nucleotides long. RefSeq names its product DnaJ protein, putative. The record is from RefSeq and is a predicted model, not a curated record. Gene Ontology annotation, molecular function: protein-folding chaperone binding; misfolded protein binding. NCBI's taxonomy places the organism in Eukaryota, Apicomplexa, Aconoidasida, Haemosporida, Plasmodiidae. The coding region runs from base 1 to 987 and encodes 328 amino acids. Gene Ontology annotation, cellular component: endoplasmic reticulum. The transcript is spliced from 6 exons.
AUGUUUUUAAUUAAAAAAAGAAAUAUUCAUUUUUUUAAUAUUAUUUCUACAUCAAAUAUUUUAAGUAAAAGUUUUAUAAAUACAAGAAAUAAUUUUAAAUUCCUAAAAAGGCAUUUUUCAAGUAAAAAUUUUUAUGAUAUAUUAAAUGUUAAAAAAACUAGUAGCAAAAAUGAAAUAAAACAAGCAUAUAGAAAAUUGGCGUUAAAAUAUCAUCCUGAUAGAAAUCCAAAUAAUAGAAAAGAAUCAGAAAAAAAAUUCCGCGAAAUAACAGAAGCUUAUGAAACUUUAAGUGAUGACAAUAAGAAAAGAAUUUAUGAUAGUCAAUUAAAUAAUGGAUUUUAUUCUAACAGCUUUAAUAAUUAUUCAAAUGCAACUAAUAAUAUGAAUUAUAAUUAUCAAACUAGGAGAAUGAGUGAUGAAGAAAUAGAAAAUGUUUUUAAAAAUGUAUUUGGAAAUAUUAACUUAAACGAUAUUUUUAAAUCUAAUAUUUUUAAUGAAAAUAACUUUAGAACUAGAACAAUGCAAAAUGACAUUUUUAGUAAUUUAGGAUCAUUUGAAUCCUAUGGGAAUAAUAACAGUGAAAAUAUCAAACAAACAAAUAUAAAGACAGAAAUAAUACCAAAAGGAAAUAAAAUAAUUGAAAAAACUACUAAAAUUAUUACAUAUAAAGAUGGGAAAGUAAAACAAGAAAUAAUAGAAAGAGAAAUAAAUAAUAAUAGUAAAGAAUUUGAAGACUUCUUUGACUUUGAUUUUUUAAAAAACAAUUUAUAUAAUUUGAACAAUAUAAAUAAUAGGAAUAGUGCAUAUAAUAACAAAAUAUUUAAUAGAACGAUAAAAGAUUAUAAACAAAAUAAUGUAACAAAAUAUAUUUUAAAUUAUUUUUAUGGUAUUCUUUCUAUUGCAACUAGAAGAUUUUUUGUUAAUCUGAUUUUACAAUUGAUUAGAAAAGUAAUACAAACUAUCAUUUUUAUUUUAAAAAAAAAAUGA